Paraglomus brasilianum is the source of this 2724-nucleotide messenger RNA. The record is from the annotation of a GenBank genome assembly. Lineage: Eukaryota; Fungi; Glomeromycota; Glomeromycetes; Paraglomerales; Paraglomeraceae.
AUGACUUCAACACCUGUACCAUUAGAGGACCAGGCGAAGCUCCUGGAAGAGGCCCUAAAUGUCGUGAAAGUUCAGGCAUUCCAAAUGAAAAGAUGUCUUGAUAACCAUAAGCUUAUGGACGGUUUGAAACACUGUUCCACCAUGUUGGCCGAAUUAAGGACUUCGGCCUUGACACCAAAGCACUAUUAUGAAUUAUAUAUGGCUAUCUUUGAUGCGCUUCGCCACUUGACUACUUACCUUAACGAUGCUCAUAGCUCGGGUAAACACCACUUGGCAGACCUCUACGAGCUCGUUCAGUAUGCUGGUAAUAUAAUUCCCCGCCUAUAUCUAAUGAUUACUGUUGGCGGCUGUUAUAUGGCACAAAAAGAUGCGCCUGUCAAGGAAAUCAUGAAAGACAUGAUGGAAAUGUCUCGUGGUGUACAACACCCUACUCGCGGAUUGUUCCUAAGGCACUAUCUAAGCGGGAUGACAAGAGACUCUCUUCCAGUUGGAACAGGCCAAGGUACCCAGGGAAAUCUCCAAGAUUCGAUAUCAUUCAUUUUGACUAACUUUGUCGAGAUGAAUAAGCUCUGGGUGCGAUUACAACAUCAAGGUCAUUCUCGUGAUCGCGAAAAACGUGAAAUGGAGCGUAAAGAGUUGAAGAUACUCGUCGGAACUAAUUUAGUUAGACUGAGUCAGUUGGAAGGAGUCGAUUUGCAGAUGUAUCAAACGACUAUACUUCCGGCGAUUUUGGAACAAGUAAUCAAUUGUAAGGAUGUAAUCGCCCAGGAGUAUUUGAUGGAAGUCAUCGUUCAAGUAUUUCACGACGAUUUCCAUCUACGAACACUUGGACUAUAUCUCUCUGCUACAGCACAACUCCAUCCAAAAGUUAACAUCAAGCAGAUAGUAAUAUCGCUCAUUGAUAGACUUGCAGCUUACGCCGCAAGGGAAGCAGACUCUGAGCCACCUGAAGAAACCGAAAAGCCUGGGGUUCUCGGAGAAGAUAUAGAGAAAGACGACAAAAAACUUGGCGAGAAUGAAGAAACGGAUACCAUUAUUGGCGAAAAUGCGUCCGAUGUUAGUAGUAAUGUACAAAACGAGGAUGCUGACCACGAAAAAGAAGAGUCUGAGACGCAACCUGAGGAAACGGUCGUUCGUAAGUUUAGAGGAAUUCCCGAGGAUGUGAAGCUGUUUGAGGUCUUUUGGGGACAGAUCGUGGAUUUGGUCAAGGCAAGACCAGAUUUGUCGAUUCAGGACAUUACCGCCUUGUUGGUGUCCCUCGUAAAUUUGUCGUUGAGUUGUUAUCCAGACAAGAUCGACUAUGUAGAUCAAGUACUCGAAUUUGCUAAAAGAAAAGUUACCGAAUUCAGCGAGAGCCAAAGUCCAGACCUCCAUAGCCAAACCACGACAGACAAUCUCCUCAAUCUUCUUUUGGCUCCUAUAAACGCGUACCCUACGAUUCUUACGGUACUUGCAUUGCCAAACUACACUGAACUCCUUAUGCUCCAACCCUUUACCACACGUCGUUCCGUCGCAUAUGCGGUCGUGGCUUCAUUAUUAAAAAAUGAAACUUACAUAGAUACGCCCGAGGACGUUAAUGGCGUGUUGGGUCUAUGUAGUGUGCUAAUUCGUGAUCAAAAAGAUGCUACGCUUGCGAGCCCAUUCAGUGGACUGUCAGGAAUUCGAGGAAGGUCAUCGGGAAUGACGCCGAUGAUGGAUCCUGAGGAGUUUGCCGAAGAACAAGGAUGGUUGGCUAGGAUUAUCCACUUGUUUAAGAGCGAUGAUCCUGAUAAUCAGUUUAUGCUUCUUUCGACGGCUCGGAAGCAGUUUGGUGAAGGCGGUGAGAGGAUACGAUAUACUUUCCCGCCACUUGUCGUGUCCUCUGUAAAACUAGCCAGGCGUUAUAAAUUGUUGGAAGAGCAGGAUGAGAAUUGGGAAAAGAAGUUGUCGACACUCUUCCGAUUUGUCCAUCAGCUUAUUUCCAUCUUAUACAAUAAAGUGGAAUGCGCGGAUAUUUGUCUUAGGUUGUUCCUUCUUGCUGGUCAGAGCGCAGAUGAGUGUGGAUUUGAAGAAAUUUGCUACGAAUUCUUUGUUCAGGCAUUUACGAUAUAUGAAGAAUCCAUUUCAGAAUCACGAGCACAAUUCCAAGCUAUUACCUUACUUAUUGGGACAUUACAGACUACUCGUGUCUUUGGCCUUGAAAAUUACGAUACUCUAAUUACAAAAUGUGCCUUACACGGUAGUAAGUUGUUGAAAAAACCUGAUCAAUGUCGGGCGGUCUAUCUAUCUAGUCAUCUCUGGUGGGCUACCGAGGUUGAGGGACGAAAGCUUAAACCAGAUGAGGGACUGUACCGUGAUGGCAAACGAGUUCUUGAGUGCCUGCAGAAAGCUCUCAAAAUUGCCGAUUCUUGUAUGGAUUCUGUUACAAACGUUGAAUUGUUCGUAGAAAUCCUUAAUCGUUACAUUUAUUACUUUGAGCGACAGAACGAAGCUAUAACAGUGAAAUAUCUAAAUGGGCUAAUCGAUCUAAUUAAUACCAACAUCAGCAAUAUGGAUAGUCCUGAUCAACAUCUCCCAACAGCAGCAUCAUCUGCUAUCGUUGAACCGGAGGGAAGUAUUGCAGAAUUUGUAAUUAAGCAUUUCAAGGCAACACUAUUGCAUCUUAACCAACGCAAAGAAGCUGUGUUGGCUGCGAAAGCACAGGGCGAGACGGGGCAACCAAUGUAUGAGGAGAUUGAGGCCUAA